Messenger RNA from Arctia plantaginis, 444 nucleotides. The record is from the annotation of a GenBank genome assembly. NCBI's taxonomy places the organism in Eukaryota, Metazoa, Arthropoda, Insecta, Lepidoptera, Erebidae.
AUGGUCUGUAGACCGGACAUCGACUGCACCCUUCCAGAAAACAGAUGGCGGUACAUAGAAGAGUUUACCUGUCUGGCAGAGAAGUCGAAACUACAGAAGGAGAUGAGACUGUCAUUCCCCAGUGGACAUUCUUCCUUCUCUGCGUAUACUAUGCUUUACUUCUCCAUGUACCUCCAAAAGCGCUUCACCUGGCGCGGUUCAAAACUACUCCGACAUGGAAUCCAAUUCGUCCUCAUGCUGUUAUCUUGGUACACUGUCAUGACCAGGAUUUCGGAUUACAAGCACCACUGGAGUGAUGUCCUCGCUGGCUUCGGUAUUGGACUACUCUUUGCUGUUGUCAUUUUCGCAUUCGUCUCAAACCUUCGUAAGGGCUCUCGCUCCCGCAGCUACAACCACGAGGCCGAACCCCGAGCGACCAACGGCAACACUCGAGUGCAAGUUUGA